AGUUAACAGUGUUGCAAGGAUGGUUAUAAUCUUAUGUCCAUUUUUAGUUUUUUGGCGCAAGCUUCAAAGUAGUCUUAAACCCUAAUUUUGCUUUUCUUUCUCUCUUUAUUUUUUGAAGGAAAAUAUAAACCCUAACCUUCGCGUGACAGCGGCGAACCCACUGGAACAGCAAACGGACACGUCAGAGAAAUGCCGCCAAGUACUUCUUCGAAAUUGUCUUAAAAUUCUGCCGAGAAAGUUAGACUAGAUUGAUCACCGUCGCCGGACCUCCACAUCGCCUUUCAGUUACUAUGAAGGCCGUUCGCCUUCUCUUUUCCCUUAGACCAGUAACUACCUCGCCUUCGCCAUCGGUAGCGUUAUUCUCUUCGUCUUCAUCAUUAACCACUAAAUCAAUGAACUCUGUCGCCACUGAAGCAAAGAAGCAAGGUUCUGUAUACAAAAAUCAGCCGAAAUUUACGUGGAAGUCUGCUAAUUUCUAUGGUACAGUUGAACGGCCCCUUAAAGUGAUUACCUGGAACUGUCGCACAGUUAUGGCUUGGACAAUUCUUCGUGCCAAAGUCUCUCCAGAUUCUAACAGCAGUUUUAGGAUUUUUCUGAGACUGCAGAAAGAGAUGGCUGAAUCAUGGAUUGAACGUCUUAAACCCAAUGACUACAUCUAUGUUGCUGGUACGUUAGAGUCUUAUAAGAAUGCAGCAAAGUCCGGGACGUCUUCUUUAUCUUACCGGUUAACUGUCUCGGAGUUGAAUUGCAUUACACGUAAUGAUCAAGGCUCAAAAAGUCAAAAUUCUGUAGGCAUGCUACAUGAAGAAGGACGUGAUUGUAGGAGUAGUUACGUGGAACGCCUGUAUUUGUGGCAAGUGUUUUUCAGUAGUCCACAUGAAUGGUGGGAUAACAGGAACAAAAAGUCAAAUCCAAAUGGACCGGACUUCACGCACAAGAGUACUAAUGAGGCCCUGUGGCUUCGGCCAACAGAUCCUCCAUGGAUCAAAAAACAGCUCAAGUUGCUCGACACCAAAAUGAGAAAAAAAGAUCAUGACGGUCAUUUAGUUUCUGAUUCCAGCAUGUCCAGUUGGAUUGUAUAGCUGAGGAUGCUGUAUUUUGUGCUUUCCACAUUGGUUCUUCUGCUUGAACACUAUAUUUAAACUGAGUACAAAGUCUGUUUCCAGAUUCCUCUAUUCGAGACAGAGUUAGCUUUGUUGGUAGAGUUUUACCCUGUAUAUAUGUAAUCUUCGUAGAGACAAACCACUAAUGCAGAAAGGUCCGAUGGAAGCAAAUUGGUAGAUUGAAGGUACACGUAAGAGGGCGUUUGUUGGCCUUUUCUCUUCUUUUUACUUUCAGUUACUUCACAAGAAAACCACUUAUGCCAUAUAUUGUCUAUAUUAGAAAUUGGGUUGUGUUUA
This is a messenger RNA of Cucumis melo (muskmelon), 1400 nucleotides long. Its product is annotated as protein OSB1, mitochondrial-like. The record is from RefSeq and is a predicted model, not a curated record. The transcript has 4 exons. Lineage: Eukaryota; Viridiplantae; Streptophyta; Magnoliopsida; Cucurbitales; Cucurbitaceae. Bases 291 to 1082 code for a protein of 263 amino acids. Gene Ontology annotation, cellular component: mitochondrial nucleoid. Gene Ontology annotation, biological process: positive regulation of helicase activity; mitochondrial DNA replication. Gene Ontology annotation, molecular function: single-stranded DNA binding.